AUGCGCCCCACGAGCUUGCCGACGCCAACCAUGGACGACCCACCGUCUUCACCAUCAGUGAAGUGCGAUAUGGGCAUGCCCACAGGCAAUACAGACCUCUCCCUAUCUCCGGUGAACAUGGACGAUGCCUCGCCAUCCUCGCCAUCAGCAGUGUCCACUUUGCAUCUAUCCACAGCUUCGACGCUGGUCCUCCCGAGUUUACCGCCGACCGACGCUGUAGAGUAUCACAAUCGCUGUCGGCCGUUCGCCCAAACCAACCGGUUCAUUCUCCAAAAAGGUGACAAGACGUUUAUGAUGUCCGAUCGUGGGGCUCGGGGCGGCUACGUGCCAAUGUCUCCGACCGACCGACCGCUUUACCAUCGCCGGUACACUAUCGACGUGAACACCUGUGGUUGGUCAAAACAAUUUUCUCGUCUUCGUUUUGAGUGGGCAGCUCUACUAGAGGAUGACUGUUCAAUGCCAUCAGUGCCAGCGGUGGAGUUCGUUCUGUUUCCGGGGAAAUGGGUUGAAUUGGAGCCUCCCGCCUUUCGGGAGCCCAUCCUCAGUCUUCCCAAUCCGUGCCGCUUCCAAGAACUCGCUCAAGCCAACUUCAGUCCUCCGAUAGACGAAGAGAUAUAUCUCCAACUGGAUGAAUCGUCGCUGCAGAACGACGAAUUUCAUAUGAUCGUUGAUCUGCAAAGCUGCAGUUGGUUCCGCGACAAUAUACUCAACGUCGCUCUUGAGAUGUUGUCUAACCAAUUCUCCUGUAAGGCCCGAAGGAUUGAGAUCGCUAACUCGAUGGUCUCGCAAAUUCUGUUCAGGGUGGGCUACGGUGGAGAUGUGGACAACAACAACUUCGUCCAUUACGCAGAGGAAAAGCGGCGAUUUGAGGACAAAGACUGGAUCUUCUUCCCCAUCAAUGACGGUUUCGCAUCGGAUGAUUCAACACAGGUCUGCGGCUCGCACUGGUCCCUCGUUGCUAUCAACCGUCCGGACGGUCUGGCUCACUACAUCGAUUCAAUGUCCAACGAGGGCAACAAUAAGCAAGCCCUGAUUGGCGCAUGUGUUGCUGAAGGCCUUGGAAACAUCCUCGAAGAGCGUUACGCUUUGUACAUUGAAGAGUACGCCCCCGACCAGUAUGCCGACAACCAGUGCAAGAGCGAUUUAGGCCCGUGUGGACCCUUUGUUGUCGUCAUGAUCUUCAAGUACCUUAACCUAAUCACGGAGCAUCAGGAUGAGGGAACAGAGGAAUAUAUAGACCUCAGUAUCCCAGAAAGCUUUGUAUCUGAGGCAUGGCUCUUUAAUUCCCAAAGGGUCCGACUACACAUUCGAGAGAUGAUUGCGGAAGAGCAAUGCCGGCAGGAAACUCGGCGAACAGCCGCCGAGCAUGACUUGGUUGCUCUAGAGGAGUAG
This is a messenger RNA of Lindgomyces ingoldianus, 1392 nucleotides long. Its product is annotated as cysteine proteinase. Gene Ontology annotation, biological process: proteolysis. Lineage: Eukaryota; Fungi; Ascomycota; Dothideomycetes; Pleosporales; Lindgomycetaceae. The transcript has a single exon. The record is from RefSeq and is a predicted model, not a curated record. Bases 1 to 1392 code for a protein of 463 amino acids. Gene Ontology annotation, molecular function: cysteine-type peptidase activity; deNEDDylase activity.